CUGGGUAUAUACUCGAGUAGUGGACAGGCAAAUAUAAUCGUGACAGGCGAUAAGCGUCUGCGGCGGCUAGAGAAAUGAGAAGAAACGCGAAAUAAGGGAAACAGAAAGCAAAGCAAAGCAUAGGCGCGGCAUAGGCGCGUUUAGGCGAGAAACGUUUUAGGCGUCGACGUUUCAGUUCCCUGAAAGAAGAAAAGCGGCGCAUAGCGGAGCAAGCGAGAAAGAAGUUUCGGCGAAAGGGGUGGGGUGGGGGGUUGUGAAAUGCAAGCAAGGAUGCAGAGGUGGUGCGGCAGGCGAAUCAGGACCAGUUUCAGGUGUGCACUCACGUCAUAUUCACGUUGCUACGAGUAGUCGACGGAUCGGAAUAGAAAGAAGAGAGGAGGCGGGAAGAAAAAGAGGAAGAAGAGGAGGAGGAAAAAGAAGAAGAAUAAACGAAAGAAAGGAAAAGAAAGGAAAUAGAAAGAACGGGAGCAUGUUCGUUCGAGCGUCGUCGGUAUUUUUGUUGGUCAUUUGUGCGGUGACUUUGAGCAGAGGGCAGUUUCGAUGUCCCGAGCCGAAGGGUUUCUUCCCGGAUCCGGAACAGUGCGAUCUCUAUUACGCCUGCUUGGAUGGCAAGCCCGAGGAGAAACUGUGCAAGGACGGCCUCGUCUUCAGAGAUGACAACCCCAAGAAGGAACUCUGUGAUAUUCCAGCCAACGUGCCUUGCGGAGAUAGGACUCUUCUUCAGGAACCGCAGACGAGCAAAGGAUGUCCACGCGCCAAUGGCUAUUUCAAACACGAGGACCCAACGGCCUGUGACCGUUUCGUGAACUGCAUCGACGGCGUGGCUCAGAUAAUGCCCUGUCCACCGAGCUUGAUCUACGAGGACAAAAUGUCCAGCUGCGUCUGGCCGGCCGAUGCCAGCAGACUGUGCGAGAACGUGAAGAGGGACGUUCUGGACGAUGGGUUCGUUUGUCCCGACGGCGACGUGCCCGGGCCGCUCGGUAGGAUUCUGCCGCACCCUACGUAUCCUCAUCCGGACGAUUGUGCCAAGUUCUACAUUUGCAAGAACGGCGUGGUGCCGCAGAAAGGGCAAUGCGAGCCUGGUACCGUUUACAGCGAGGACAGCUUCAAGUGCAUGGACCCGGAGAACGUGCCUGGAUGCGAGGACUACUACAAAAACAAGAGCUGAAUAGCGACGAAGGUGCCACCCACUCAGCCAGAUACGUCUGUAACGCUUAAUCUUUUACACUUACAAUUAGGAGAACAAUAAACCCGUGAUAUACCCUUA
Frieseomelitta varia is the source of this 1267-nucleotide messenger RNA. RefSeq names its product protein obstructor-E-like. The record is from RefSeq and is a predicted model, not a curated record. Gene Ontology annotation, molecular function: chitin binding. NCBI's taxonomy places the organism in Eukaryota, Metazoa, Arthropoda, Insecta, Hymenoptera, Apidae. Gene Ontology annotation, cellular component: extracellular region. Bases 470 to 1168 code for a protein of 232 amino acids. The transcript has 3 exons.